Phyllotreta striolata is the source of this 1730-nucleotide messenger RNA. NCBI's taxonomy places the organism in Eukaryota, Metazoa, Arthropoda, Insecta, Coleoptera, Chrysomelidae. The record is from the annotation of a GenBank genome assembly.
CAAAUUACCAUAUACUUUAUAUUUAAUCUUUAUUAAUAAAGUGAUUCAUUCACAACUAUUUGCUAAAUUACUGCAUUAAAGUGAAUUUCAUUAACUUUUGACAUUGUAUUUGUGAUAAUAGAUUAUCAUUAGCAAACUUUUAUCUGAUAAUUUUAUAAAAACAGAAUCGUGUUCAGUUAUUUAUUGUGUACACAAUAAUGGAUCAACUCUCUGCUGAAAAAAGAUUGUCGAUUGCAUAUUUAAUAUGCACAAUUACCGGAGCGAUUUCUAGCAUUUGCACGGGAGUUGCUUGGAGCCACUGGUAUAAAACACUUGAUCAAUGCAUCGAUAGAAAUUGCAGUUGCAUUAUAUACGGAACACACACUAUAAAUGUUUUUCUUGGAGGGGGCCAAGCACCUUGCAUAUGGGUCACAUUUGGCCCUUUAAUUUAUAUACUUUUUGCAAUAUCUAUGCUGUGCUUUCAUGGAUAUAGAGUUUUGUUUACCACAAAAUCACCAACUGGAAGAUCUACAAGAACUAUGUUGGCUAAAUUAGACACUGGAGAAUCUGUACAAAUCGAAGCCAUCUCGCAGGAAGUGACCAGCCAUUUGCCAACAUGCUUUUGGGUGACUGUUUCAGUUUUUUCUGUAUUCUUCUCGGUAUAUUCCUUAAUCCACUUUUCAAUAUUCAUGGAUGGUUAUAAUCACACUUGUAACCAAUACCGUUCGACGUUGGAAAGGCUACUGAGCGUGCAUGGUUCCGUACUGCCGGUAAUUUACAGUCGAUUAAGUUGCCAAGGAAUAUACGAUUUCAUGGAUUAUAUGCAACCAGAUACUGGCAGAGCUUAUCGUGACGGUAUCAUUAAUACCGGCUUAUGCCUCAUUUUUGCCCUUUCUGGAGCUUGUAUUAAUUGGGUUUCUUUCAUAUACGCGAGCUUCAUAAAUAUUAAAGUGGCAGUAGUAAAUGAGGCUGAUGUGGAAUAAAUUUUUCAUCAUGAUUACCUGGUAGUCAUCAUAUCAUUUCGACAGCUUUUGCAUUUAAAUGUUUUAAUCACUGCAUUUUUUAGCUACUUUUAUACGUUUAGCAAUAAUAUUCACGAAGUAUAUGGUAAAAUUGUGGAAUUUUAAGUCUAAAACUCGUUUAAUUGUGCUUAUUUUACUUUUAUUCUAUUGCCAAUUUUCAAAGUACAAAAUAUUUUACUAAAGUAUGAGUGAAAAGUAUUUUUUUAAAGACCUUUUAAAGUAUGACUGAAAUGUUGUGUUUUAAGUGUAAUUACCUUCUAUUUACGUAUAUUUUGAUAUGUAUUUUUUCAUGAUAAGUAUUUUUUUCAAAAUGGUAUCUAAUACCUAAAUAGGUCGUUUUUUGUUAACGAAGUUAUUUUGCUCAUGUGUUUUUUUGAACAUUCCAAUGGUGUCAUAAUUGCAAUAUAUACAACGUAAAUGUAUCCUUUUUGCAGUAUUUAAAUAUUUUACUUAUGCCAAUCAAUUUGCAUAUUUAAUCGCUUUAAUCUUUAUAUUUAUAUAUAAAAUCAAAAUUACUGUAGUGUGUAACACGAGUGUUCACGGAAAGUGAUAUUGUAACCGUCCGAAUGUGCCUAGUAAUUAAGUUAGUUAGUAUUUUUUAUUAGUAUUUUUAUAUAGAUUACAUUUUUCAUAUAUGGACACAGCACUUCAGCAACAAAUUUUUUAUAAUCUUAAAUAAUAUAAUUUUUAUAAUCUUAAUUUUUUUUAUUUAUUUAACUUAGUUAUUUC